This is a messenger RNA of Aegilops tauschii subsp. strangulata, 2705 nucleotides long. NCBI's taxonomy places the organism in Eukaryota, Viridiplantae, Streptophyta, Magnoliopsida, Poales, Poaceae. The record is from RefSeq and is a predicted model, not a curated record.
UUCCUCUUGUCACUGACCAUGGCUGUAUCAAGUGGGAUUCAGCUAGGUGUUGUAGUGGUUGGCUUAUGGAUAAACUAAUGAUGAGACGGUGUGGGUAAGCUGGUAGAUUUAUAGGUGAGAGGGGAGGGAAGCAUCAUGAUGUGCAGUUGUAGCUUUCAAUAUCAUGACAAGUUGGCAAGGGACAGAGCCAUGAACUCAGAACAUUCAAUGCAAUGCUCCAAGAGUGCAGGGGUAAGCAUAGCAAUGCGACCUUGAUUAGAUUUCACUUCGCCAAAAUUUGGAGACUAUCAGUACUUGGGUGCUUGGACAUUACAAAUGGCUGCCAUGCCGACCUGCUUCAAGUAGUGGCCAAGAAGAGACUUGUAUGACCGAGGACUACCUGAAAGUGGGUCUAUUUCUGUUUGUGAUUGCGCAACGAGAUACCAAUUGAUCAUUUGGGUGGUAAUGAUGCCCUACAUUCCUACUGAUUAUAAGUAUAUAGAGUGGCCCCUGAGAUGGAGACAUGCAAUUGUUCAGGCUCGUAGCAAUCUAUUCUCUCUGAACUUUGAGUUGAAAGCUUGUGCUGGUCUAGCACAUGAUCUGUUUGAUUUUCGGCAUCUCACGUGGUGACUGCUGCUUCUUGCAUUUCAUCUCUCGGAUACAGGUGUACACAUGACUAGAAUCAGACUUAUUGUGAAUCAGCCACCUUUAUUGUUUCCUGUGAAAGUGGCAUAUCACAUUUCCAAGCUGAAGCAUACUAUGUCUCUCAUGUGUGUUGUGUUGGCUGCUCGGUUCCAAUGCAUGUAUUAUAUCUGAAAUUGUGACUUUUCAGUUAUAUUUGAUUUUUUUCGACACGACCAUAUAGCAAAAAAUAAAUAAGAAAGAGUCAGAAGGGGAUUUAUUCCUUGUGGACAGACAUUUUCAGCAUUUUUAAUUGUCGGCUCUAUGUAGUCCCCUUUGUUUCGAGGAACUUAUUAAGAUGGAAACAAGGAUGAUUCAUAUAUCAACGCAAGAAAGACCUGCUGAGACAUAUAUGUUCUCUAAACAUAUAUGAGAAUAAUUCAUACUCAUACUCGUAUAUGUAGAGAACAUGUUUCAGCAGGUAUUUCUUGCGUUGAUCUUUUGACCGCUUUAAAAUCAUAGUACAAUCUGCCUGGAUUAACAAUUAAUUUGGGAUUGAAACUUAUGAUGUGAUGGUAAAAUUAAUAUUUUGCAAUGCCUGGAUUAAUGUGUAGGUGACAGGAGGAGGCUGGGUUACAUGAAUCAAUGUCUGUCUGUCAGUGUGGCAAGCUUGCUGGAAAGGCUGAUUUGAUCUCUCCAGUCACCCCAGUCCCCAGCAGUGAACAUGCAGGGAGCUGAGUGCCUCGUGCUCGACUUGUAAACAGGUUUGGGGCUUUCCGACAACAGUGCUUUGAUGGCGACGGCGAAGCCAGUUCACAUAAGGCCUUCCCUGCCCCUUCGAUGAUGGUGGUCCUCCUCAUAGAGGCGCCGAGGAGCAUUGUGUGUGUUCCUCGAGGGAAUAUCCAUCCGCAAGGCUAGGGUUUCCUUUUUUUCUUCUAAAGAGUGUGAUCACAACCAUCCUAUGGUGAUGUGCGCUCAGAUGCCAUUGUGUGAAAUGUGAGGUUGUUUUGUGUAUGAGGCAUCAAGUGCUUGUUCUCUCACAAUGGUGAAGGCAUGCAUAGGAUGCCCAAAAAUUAUAGCACAAGGUCGGUGUUUGUAGACAAGUGAGUUUUGUGGCCUUCAUCGAUGUGCCACAACGAUACAUGAUUCGCCAUUCGCGAUAGAUGCUUUCUCCGGCUCAUAAAACUUAGCCGUAGUGGUACGAUAACUGUUCAAGUCAAUAGUGUGGCCAGCCAUGGACAUGGGGGCGAUUUUGAGAAGCGCCACUCGUCUCCUUGAGAUGGCCGGGGGCACCCACCCACAUCCUGAUGCUCUGGGACGCCUCCGACGGGUGCUGGGCGCCACUGCGGCACAUUGCAUCUCUAACCCCACCUUCACCGAUUCUUUCAAACAGAUGUUGGACAACUUCGUUGGCAAUUUCAGCAAUGACACCAGGAAGGUGGACAACCUCACCACUCGCCUCCAGGCCACGCGUAGCCCUAAAGGCUGCCGCCACGGUGUCUCCCCCACUGCCCAGCUCGCCGGCCUUCAUGGAAAUGAUCUAUUCCGUGCACUUAUGGCCCUGCAGCUGCCCGUGACCGCGCCUCCGGAAUUCUGCCUUGAGGCCGCUCUCGCCGCGCAGAGCCUCAUCGUGCAUGACCACCUCGACCUUUUCAUCCACCUCUGUGAGGAGGCCACCUUCAAGGGCGACAGUACGGUGGUCGAUGAGUUCAACUUCAUGGUCUUCAUGGACCACAUAAAUACCUUGGAAAAGUUCAUGCAAGAGCACAUUGACCUCGCCAACGCCGCUGCCACUUCACGUGCAACCACUGGCCAAGCGAAGUAAAAGCUUGAUUCCAUAGUUAAGCUAGCUAGCUGCAAGUAAGACGAAGGGGGGCCAGGAGGGUCAUUGAUUGAUCCUUAUCUGGCUUCCGUGUGUACUUUGGUGGAUCUCGUUAUCGAGCCAAGAACAAAAACCACUACUUAUGUAUGUAUUAUGCUACUUGUCAGCGAUCGGGUGUGUCUUAAGUACUAGUAAUGGUUUCGAUCAAACUGCGCCCUAUGCACUUGGCCUGCUAUAAUUAAUUUUGUACAAUGGAAUUUGUUUCGCACCAAGUUCUGUUAUU